GAAGAACUAGAAAAAUAGAAAAACCCACUUUCCAUUGCCUUUCAAUAGUAAAUAAUAUAUAAUGCUUCCAAAAUCCUCAUCUUAGGCUAUUAAACCACGCAUCUCUUCCACCACAAACAGAUAUUCUCAUUUCUGUUUCUCUUGAUUUCUUUUCGCUGUUCUUCAAUUUCAGCUGGGUUCCAUUUUGUUAUUUCCAUGGCUCUGAAUUUGCCGUCUCCAGCUGAAGUGAAGUCCGUUUUCUUCUCCGAUUCCUUCAAGUCUAGCAGACUUGCAAACCUUCCAGGUGGUUUUGCUUUAAAGAGAAAAGGUUGUGGAACCAAAGUUGGAAGUAGAAUUCAUUGCUCUGUGAACACAACGCCUCCUGCUUGGCCAGGACGAGCGGUUCCAGAGGCGGUUCGCAAGACUUGGGAGGGGCCAAAACCCAUCUCUAUCGUGGGCUCCACUGGUUCUAUUGGAACUCAGACUCUGGAUAUCGUGGCUGAGAAUCCAGAUAAAUUUAAAGUUGUGGCGCUUGCAGCUGGCUCAAACAUCACCCUUCUUGCAGAUCAGGUGAAGACUUUCAAGCCUCAGCUCGUUGCUGUUAGAAACGAGUCUCUUAUUAAUGAACUCAAAGAGGCUUUGGCUGAUCUUGAAACAAAACCUGAGAUUAUCCCUGGAGAAGAAGGAACCAUUGAGGUUGCACGUCACCCUGAUGCAGUGUCUGUUGUUACGGGAAUAGUAGGUUGUGCAGGACUGAAGCCAACAGUUGCUGCAAUUGAGGCAGGGAAGGACAUAGCUUUGGCCAACAAAGAGACGCUGAUUGCUGGAGGUCCUUUUGUUCUUCCCCUUGCUCACAAGCAUAACAUUAAAAUUCUUCCUGCUGAUUCAGAACAUUCGGCCAUUUUUCAGUGUAUCCAGGGCUUGCCGGAUGGUGCACUUAGGAGAAUCAUUUUAACAGCAUCUGGAGGUGCUUUCAGGGAUUUGGCUGUUGAAAAACUGAAAGAUGUAAAAGUCGCUGAUGCAUUAAAGCACCCCAACUGGAAUAUGGGGAAAAAGAUUACUGUGGAUUCUGCUACCCUAUUCAACAAGGGCCUAGAAGUAAUUGAAGCACAUUACUUGUUUGGAGUUGACUAUGAUAAUAUUGAGAUUGUCAUUCAUCCACAAUCUAUCAUACACUCAAUGAUCGAAACUCAGGAUUCAUCGGUUCUGGCACAGUUGGGGUGGCCUGAUAUGCGCUUGCCUAUUCUCUAUACAAUGUCUUGGCCAGACAGAAUUUAUUGCUCUGAAGUAACAUGGCCUCGUCUUGACCUGUGCAAGCUUGGUUCUUUAACAUUUAAAGCUCCUGACAAUAAGAAGUAUCCAUCCAUGAAUCUUGCCUAUGCUGCUGGUCGAGCUGGAGGCACCAUGACAGGAGUUCUCAGUGCAGCCAAUGAGAAAGCUGUAGAGAUGUUUAUUGAUGAAAAAAUUGGCUAUCUGGAUAUUUUCAAAGUUGUGGAGCUGACAUGCGAGGAACAUCAGAAGGAGUUGGUUACCUCUCCUUCUUUGGAAGAGAUUAUUCACUAUGAUUUGUGGGCCCGAGAAUACGCUGCUAGUUUACAGAGCCCUUCGAAAAUGACUCCCAUUCCAGCAUGACGAUGACUCUGCAUUGAAUAGCUGGGAGAUUUAAUGGCCUCCUCCUUACUUCUCCCUUGCUUCUUCAUUAUUUUUGUUGGCAUACCCUAUGUAGAAUUGUUGCACAUGUCAAAAGCUUUUUGCCAGAAAUGGCUUCCGAAAAUGCAUCUCAGCUCAUUCCCCAGUUCAAUAAUGAGAAGGUUUUGUUUAAUGGAAUGCUAUAUCUCACAAUGACAAGGACAAAAGAAGCUAACGAAAGCAAAAGGUUCAAUUGAAA
Neltuma alba is the source of this 1867-nucleotide messenger RNA. Its product is annotated as 1-deoxy-D-xylulose 5-phosphate reductoisomerase, chloroplastic. Gene Ontology annotation, biological process: isoprenoid biosynthetic process. Gene Ontology annotation, molecular function: NADPH binding; 1-deoxy-D-xylulose-5-phosphate reductoisomerase activity; manganese ion binding. Lineage: Eukaryota; Viridiplantae; Streptophyta; Magnoliopsida; Fabales; Fabaceae. The coding region runs from base 196 to 1611 and encodes 471 amino acids. The record is from RefSeq and is a predicted model, not a curated record. The transcript has 12 exons.